This is a messenger RNA of Sitodiplosis mosellana (orange wheat blossom midge), 1675 nucleotides long. RefSeq lists its product as uncharacterized. The record is from RefSeq and is a predicted model, not a curated record. Lineage: Eukaryota; Metazoa; Arthropoda; Insecta; Diptera; Cecidomyiidae. The coding region runs from base 118 to 1434 and encodes 438 amino acids. The transcript has 6 exons.
AAUAUUUAUCCAACGAUUUGCGCCACAAAUGGCUCAGUUGUGAUUUGAAGGUUUAUCCGUUCGUUCAAAUAGUUGAUGCCUAAAUCGUGAUUUUAUUCACCCAGAAAACGAACUGAAAUGGAACAGUUGCGAACCAAACAUAGAACAUGGAUAAAAGAGUUUUUGGUAUUGAAUUUAAUUGGAAAUCAAAAAUUAAUCGCAUGCAAAAAGCUAUCCGAACACAUCGUCAUUCAGUCAGUUGAAAUCCGGGAAUUAUCACUUGACGUAGCGUUUAUGGUAACAAUUUGCUAUUUUGUUAAAAUUUCCGUAAAAGUAGCGAAGUCACACGUGGAAUGUGAUAACGACGAUAGUGAUGACGAAAAAAUAUUCGAUAUCGUGGUGAAGUUUGCACCCGAAGUGGAACCAGAUCUAUACGAGAAACUCUGCAUGCAUGGUCUAUUUUCAAAUGAAAUAAAUGCUUAUGAGUACGUCAUACCGAAAAUCGAGUCGUUAUCGAAAUCACCAAAAUGUUAUUAUUCUCACAAUAAAUUCUUGGAUGCUGUGAUUGCACUUUCCGACUUUUCAACAGAUGGAUGGCAAAUGUCUAAAUCGAAGGUCAACCUAUCGAUUGAUCACAUUUUGAUUGCUGUCAAAGAGCUGGGCCGUUUUCAUGGUAACAUGUACGCAUUGAAACUAACUGAUGCCGACACAUUCAAUUCCAUCAAGAGUCAAUUGGUUGAAUCAAGAUUUGGGAAAGGUAGUUGUCCUUCCGAUGAUUGGAAUUUGUGGCUUGAACUGAGCAUAAGACGAGCAACGAAUAGUGUUCGUGCAUCCAAAACGGAACCGGAAAUUGUACCUGAAUCAUUUUUGAAACGUUUGGAACACGUUUUGUACGGAACAUAUGACUAUCAACGAAAUCGUAUUCAACCAAUUGAACCAAUCGCAAUUAUCUGUCACGGUGACUAUUUGCGAAACAACAUCGCUUUUCGUUAUGAUGAUGAUGGAAAAGCGGUUGAAGCGAUGAUGUUCGACUUUCAAACAAUUCGUUACUCAUCGCCGAUGGUGGACUUGUGCACGUUCAUUGCCAAUUCAACAGGAUGGGAAGUGCGUGAUAAACAUUUUUGGGACAUUUUCGCGGCCUAUCAUAAAUCACUGAUUGCACAUUUUUUAACGACAUCAAAGUGGGACGAGUGCGAUAUUCCAACGUAUCUAAAAUAUGACAGUUUUUUGGAAGAAUAUGCUCGCUACUUGCCCUUUGGUUUGACGAUAGCAUCAUCGUUUUUGCAAACAUUGCAUGUCGAAGAACCAUUGGAAUUCGCUCCGUUGCCAGUAAAGGAAAUCGUUCGAAAGGUACUUGACAAAGGUGGUGAUGUGGUUGAUGCUGAACUUCGGGCGAUCAUCAUUGAUAUUUACCGUUUACAUGAUAAACUAAAUUUGACACUUGAAAAAUUGUGAUGAUUCCAACAAAUUGUGAUCAAUUCAGAUUGCAAUUCAACAAAAAACUAGUUGGUUCAAUAAUGGAUAAUUCCGAUAGAUGAAGAUUUUCAUAGCUUUUCAACAGGAAUAUUGAAAUAUUAUUUUUCAACUAUUAUCGUAUUCGUUAACGAGAAUCUCUUUCAUAUGAAGUGGCAGCAAGUCUAGCAGCAAGUGUAAUGAUUAUUAAAAUCUUAUGAAUAAAUAAACAAUGAAAAUAUAA